Anopheles moucheti is the source of this 2632-nucleotide messenger RNA. RefSeq names its product dnaJ protein homolog 1-like. The record is from RefSeq and is a predicted model, not a curated record. Gene Ontology annotation, biological process: negative regulation of transcription by RNA polymerase II. Gene Ontology annotation, molecular function: protein-folding chaperone binding. Lineage: Eukaryota; Metazoa; Arthropoda; Insecta; Diptera; Culicidae. The transcript has a single exon. Bases 312 to 1352 code for a protein of 346 amino acids. Gene Ontology annotation, cellular component: cytosol.
GAGAAGCAAUCGUUUGUUAUUCCCGAAGCAAAGCAAACUGCAACGGCACGUUGUUGUGUGUCGAGUUUGAACAGAAAAACGUAGUAAACUGGUUCAAAAAGAAAGCAAUUUGUGGAUAUUGCGAUAGAAGAGUGAAAUUCCAGUUGGAAAGACUUUUUGUGAGAGACGCGUUACUGUAUUGAAAUUCCAGUGCAAAAAGCUAACGGUGCAUAAGGUGAUAGAACGUUCUGGAACAUAUCGACCGUGUAUUACGGUAGUGCGCAAGAACACCGUUAAGUAACAGCAAAACAAGAGCAACAGUAUCAGCCACGAUGGGGAAAGAUUUCUACAAAAUUCUCGGCGUUUCGAAAAGUGCCAGUGAUGACGAGAUUAAGAAGGCGUACCGCAAGCUUGCCCUGAAAUAUCACCCGGAUAAGAACAAAUCACCCCAGGCGGAGGAACGCUUCAAGGAGGUGGCCGAAGCGUACGAGGUGUUGUCGGAUAAGAAAAAGCGCGACAUCUACGACCAGUACGGCGAGGAAGGUCUCAAGGGUGGCGCUGGUGGUAUGCCUGGUGCGGGUCAGGGUGGACAGUUCCAGUACAACUUCCACGGUGAUCCGCGUGCCACGUUCGCACAGUUCUUCGGCACGAGCGACCCAUUCAGCGUAUUCUUCGGUACGGAUGGUGGUGGCAACAUCUUCCACCAGGAGAUGGAUGGCGAUCCGUUCGGGUUCGACGGACGGGGCAGCGUUGGCGGUUUCCCCAAUGGUGCCUUCCGUUCGCAGUCGUUUAACGUGCACGGGUCACCGCAGCGUAAGCAGAAACUGCAAGACCCAGCGAUCGAACACGAUUUAUACGUUUCGCUGGAGGACGUUAAUGCAGGUUGCCAGAAGAAGAUGAAGAUUUCGAAGAUGGUGAUGGGCCAGGAUGGGUCCGCACGGAAGGAAGAGAAAAUCCUAAGCAUCAACGUGAAACCGGGCUGGAAGGCGGGCACAAAGAUCACAUUUCCGCGCGAAGGUGACCAGAUUCCUGGCAAGGUCCCAGCCGACAUUGUGUUUAUCAUCCGCGACAAACCGCACCAGCACUUCAAGCGCGAAGGCAGCGAUAUCAAGUACACGGCGAAGGUAACGCUGCGGCAGGCACUGUGCGGAACGACGGUGAAUGUACCCACGUUAAGCGGUGAAAUGUUGACCAUCUCAACCGUGGGAGAAGUCGUGAAGCCACACACGGUCAAACGUCUGCAGAAUCGGGGGUUGCCAUUCCCGAAGGAACCCAGCCGGAAGGGUGAUCUGGUGGUAGGGUUUGACAUCCUUUUCCCCGAUAAGGUGUCCGCAAGCACGAGAGAAAUCCUAGCGGAUCUGUUCCCAAUGUAAGGUGUGGACCAAAAAGAAAUAGGAGCAACUCAACGACCCUUAAAAACGGUACGCAUCCGCUCGGUCUAACAUCAUCCAACAAGGUUAAAUGCAUCAUCAUCAUCAUCAUCAUUCUCGAACGUUCCAACACGUUCGGCACGUUCGGGAAGAAAGUGACGAGUUUCGAAUGUGGCAUGCGAACGAAAAGAUUCAACGAACACAACAGGUGUAAUCGCAGUCACUCGCGGAUGCAUUAGCGGAUGGCGCGCAACAAAAAUCGCUGUGCCACCCCAUAGCUCACAGGAGCGAAGGUUCUAGUAGCCAGCAAAACCUUCAGAUAGUGCACGUUUGAAGACGGUCUACGUGACAAACUGUGCGUGAGCAAAAUAAAGUGAAUCAAAAUGUGGACGGACAUCGUAUGGGUCGCCAGCUGGAAUGCAUCACAGUUGAAGGGUGAGGAAUCAUCUCGAUCAAUCCCUCCUCCGCCUUCUGCUGUUGCCCCUACACCUAUACGCGCCAUCCCAAUGUCUACUACGUCGUUAAGAUACACGGCAACGGAACCGAUGUGCAAAGUGUAUCACUUAACGGAUGUGUACGUGUAAUAUGUGCGCGCGCGCGUGUGUGUAGGGAAGUGUAUUUUAGCGCCCUCUAUUGGCAUACCAUAGCAACGAUAACCAGACAGGGGAGCAUUUUUGCCGUAACGAAGAUUCUAGAAGAAAAUGUGCGCGGAUCGCGUAGUACUGUUUAAAUAGCCAGUCAUCAUCUCAUCCACAUUCGGGUGGCGCGUGUACUGCCGUAUGAGGCGCAUCGUUUAGAUUCCAAAGAGAGGGAAAACUACAUUGGGGUAGUAGAAAAUCACUGACCGUAGGGCGCGAAGUUGGGGUGUGCCACCUACAACUCUCUAGCGAGUUGAACAGAGAAGGAAGUUAGAGAGAAAGCUAGCAUGUAAAUGUGUACCUUGUUUUAUGUUGAUAAUGUUUCAAAUCAGAACAGCCGGAGGAUAAGGGGUUCGCUGGACGAGGACGAGAAAAUGUGUCGCAAACACGUUGUAUAUAUUCAAUAGUAGUGCGGGGCUAUUUUAAGGGAGGGUUAAAUGCGUUAUUUAAGAAGCUCACUUUAGUUGACAUUUCGAGACAGGGAGGGAGGUCGAGUCGAGACAAGUAGGAAACUGCGAUUUUUGAUUUAUUCAAAUUAGGAAAAGCAAUCUGACCGGAUCGUUACUUUGCCAAAUUUAGUACACAGCAGCACCAUCCGCCGAGGGCCAAUGGGAGGAAUUAACGGUGUUAUUGUGGAUGCGUUUG